This is a messenger RNA of Dioscorea cayenensis subsp. rotundata (Guinea yam), 1688 nucleotides long. Its product is annotated as phospholipase A1-Igamma1, chloroplastic-like. Gene Ontology annotation, molecular function: glycerophospholipase activity. The transcript has a single exon. Bases 104 to 1621 code for a protein of 505 amino acids. Lineage: Eukaryota; Viridiplantae; Streptophyta; Magnoliopsida; Dioscoreales; Dioscoreaceae. Gene Ontology annotation, biological process: lipid metabolic process. The record is from RefSeq and is a predicted model, not a curated record.
UCAUUUUCUUUCUCUCUUUAUCUAUAUAAAGACAUGGAUACAUAUCAACCCAUGCAGUAUCACAAACAAGAGAAGAAGAAACAUAAUAAGCACUGUUCCAUUGAUGGCAGCUAAUUUGGUCACCACCAACCACCUCCCUCUCCUUUCAACCUCCACCACCAAAACCAUUCUCCAGCCCCGGUCCAGACUCCAUGCCACCACCGAGACACCGAUCCAACAACGCCGAAGACCUAGCUUUAUGAUCAAUAUCCCCAACAUUAUCUCUAACCUCUUACACAUGGGCACGGCCGGAAACCCUUUUCAGGAGAACCACUUCAUCCAAGACAGCUAUAAUCGGACCACACCCGCUGCAUCUCCAAAAGAAAACAUAUCAUCUUUGCAAGAUGAACUCCAUGGCAAGUCCAACUGGUCCAACUUACUCAACCCAGUACUCCACCCUUGGCUCCGUCGUGAACUCAUCAAGUACGGUGACUUUGCCCAAGCUACCUACGAUGGCUUCGACUACAACCCGCUCUCUGAGUACCAUGGCAGCGCUCUAUACAACAAAAACCGUCUCUUUGAAAAGCUUGGUUUAACCAGCAGUGGCUACAACAUCACCAAAUACAUCUACGCCAUGUCCAACAUUGAGCUUCCUCGAUGGAUAGAACACUCUCUCCAUGCAAACACAUGGAGCAAAGACUCAAAUUGGAUGGGCUUCGUAGCAGUGAGCGAUGACACUGAGUCUCGCCGUAUUGGUUGCCGUGACAUAGUUGUGGCAUGGCGUGGCACCGUCGCAACAACCGAAUGGUUUGAGAACGCACACUUGAAACUAGAAUCUAUAAAAGAUGUUGAUGAAGAAGAUCAAGGAGAUGCCAAGGUUGAGCAUGGAUUCCUCAGCAUCUACAAAUCCAAGAGUGUGACCACGAGGUAUAACAAGUCCAGUGCUUCAGAGCAGGUAAUUACCGAAAUCCAAAGGCUUGUAGCUCAUUACCGAAGUAAAGGUGAACAAGUGAGGCUCACUGUCACCGGCCACAGCCUCGGUGGAGCGCUAGCACUUCUCAACGCCCACGAAGCUGCUUCAACCAUUGCCGAUCUUCCAGUGAGUGUCAUCACCUUCGCAGGGCCUCGUGUCGGUAAUGACGCAUUCGGCGACCAGUUGAGAAAUUUGAACGUGAAGGUAUUACGAGUGGUAGUCAAGCAAGAUGUGGUUCCCAAGUUACCGGGAGUUUUACUAAAUGAAAGGCUUGAGAAGUUGGAAGGCAUCAUUGGAGAGCUUCAAUGGGUGUACGAGCAUGUGGGAAUGGAGCUGAGACUGGAUGUGAAAUCAUCACCUUAUCUAAAACAUCAUGGGUUUGAUUUGGCUGGGUUUCAUGGGUUGGAGACGUACUUGCAUCUUGUUGAUGGUUAUGUGAGUGAGGAAGAUGAGUACAGGAGGAAUGCUAGGAGAGAUGUUGCAUUGGUGAAUAAGUAUGGGGGGAUGUUGCUUGAGGAGUUGAGGGUGCCGGAAUCAUGGUAUCAGCUAGAAAAUAAGGGGAUGGUGCGCAAUGCUUAUGGCCGGUGGGUGAUGCCGGACAGAGAGCCGGAGGAUAUACCCUCGCCGUUCAGGGAUUGCAGACCCUUGGCUAUACAUGAAAGCUUGUAAGUCGAGGAUGGAAGUUUGGGUGGUUGAAACAUGAAUUUAUUAUGUUAUUAUAUAAAUUUUUUUUAUU